Eutrema salsugineum is the source of this 1238-nucleotide messenger RNA. RefSeq lists its product as uncharacterized. The coding region runs from base 147 to 935 and encodes 262 amino acids. The record is from RefSeq and is a predicted model, not a curated record. The transcript is spliced from 8 exons. Lineage: Eukaryota; Viridiplantae; Streptophyta; Magnoliopsida; Brassicales; Brassicaceae.
GAGAACAAAUAAAAAUAAAAAGACGACUCAGCUUUCCUAUAAAUACCAUCCAACCUCUCCCUUUCUUCAUGCCUCUUCUUUGUUUCUUAUUUCCUCCAUUUUCUAAAAUAUUUAAAACAGUAUUGUUGCUAACUUAAUUUCUUGUAAUGGAUUUCUCUCCUAUCAAUUGCCUCAUUUUCGAUUUGGAUGACACAUUAUACCCUCUCAAAACCGGAAUAGCGCCAGCUGUCAAGAAAAAUAUCGACGAUUUUCUAGUGGAGAAAUUUGGAUUCCCGGAGAGUAAAGCUUCAAGUCUAAGGGUCGAACUCUUCAAGACUUAUGGAAGCACUCUCGCUGGUCUCAGGGCCUUAGGUCAUGAUGUUCAUCCUGAUGAAUAUCACAGUUUCGUGCACGGAAGAUUGCCGUACGGUUCCAUCCAACCAAACAGCAAACUACGAAACCUUCUGAACAAAAUCAAACAGAGAAAAAUUAUUUUUACGAAUUCGGACAGGGACCAUGCGAUGAAGGUUCUGGAGAAGUUGGGUUUAGAAGAUUGUUUCGAAGAGAUGAUUUGUUUCGAGACAAUGAACCCGAAUUUAUUCGGGUCAAAAACAACCCGACCCGAUGAGCAUCCCGUCGUCCUCAAGCCUUCGUUGACCGCAAUGGAUAUUUGCAUUCGUGUCGCCAACAUUGACCCUCGCCGCACGAUAUUUUCGGAUGAUAAUAUCCACAAUAUUACCGCGGGUAAAUCUGUCGGGCUUCGCACAAUCCUGGUGGGGAGAUCAGAAAAGACGAAAGAGGCUGAUUUCGCGGUGGAGACAGUAGCUGAGAUAGCUACGGCGGUGCCGGAGAUUUGGACGACGACUACGACCGGAUUUGACGUCGGCGGUGAAAGUGUCAGACGGAGCAAGAGUGAGCUGGAAGCAAUGGCUUCAAUCACAGCCGUCGGUGCGUGAUGUAUCGUGUCGGCGAAUCAUGACCGUUGGAUAUUUUUUAACGUUUAGUGGUUGAGAUUGUACAGAUGGCGUCAAAUCUCGAUGAUGCAUGUGAAUAAAAAUAAUAGUGGAUGGUGGAUAUAUGAUGACAUUCAUCCCAUGUGGACACCCAAAUGUGAAUACGCAAUGAAAUACCAAAUGUAUGAUGACGAUGAUUUCAAUAAGAUGUGUAUGUCCUUUCUUUGUUUUUCCUGUCAUAUGUAUUAUGUAUAAUAUUGUAAAAAUAGUUUGAAUAAUUUUCAAAACAUGCGAACUCUUGAGAUU